Messenger RNA from Helianthus annuus (common sunflower), 2391 nucleotides. RefSeq names its product ABC transporter F family member 5. The transcript has 9 exons. Gene Ontology annotation, molecular function: ATP hydrolysis activity; ATP binding. Lineage: Eukaryota; Viridiplantae; Streptophyta; Magnoliopsida; Asterales; Asteraceae. The record is from RefSeq and is a predicted model, not a curated record. Bases 108 to 2228 code for a protein of 706 amino acids.
UCACAAAUAUAACAAUAAUAACCACCCCUUCGAAGAUUUCCCAAAACUCCUUCAUCUUCUUCUCCACUGAAAGAAAAUCUGAAAUUAAAACCUCUGUAACAACAACAAUGGAGUUGAGUCAAUUAACCUCUCAACUCCACCAUAUCGACCUCCACUCCACUUUCCUAACCCCCACACCUCUCCGCAAACCCUAUUUCCGCCCUCAAUUUCGCCCAAUUUCAUCCCCAAUCACCAAUUGCUCCAACAAACCCUCAAACAAACACUCCACUCAUCAUCCAAUUAGAUUAUCCGCAGUUGCAGUAGAAACCGAAACCACCACCGUCACUAGCAUAGACGAAGAAGACGACGACAUAGAGUCUCUGUUUUCCAGCAACUCAUCAUCCGAACCGGAGCGAAGAAAUAAGCCAUCGGGAACCGGUGCCUCGAGUAUAUCCUCAGGAGUUAGGUUAGAAAACAUUAGUAAAAGCUACAAGGGAGUUACAGUAUUGAAAGAUGUUAGUUGGGAGGUGAAGAAGGGGGAGAAAGUAGGGUUAGUAGGUGUGAAUGGUGCUGGUAAGACUACACAGUUGAGGAUUAUAUCCGGUUUGGAGGAACCGGAUUCCGGGAAUGUGGUUAAGGCGAAACCGAAUAUGAGGAUUUCGUUUUUGAGUCAGGAGUUUGAGGUGUCGGGUGGGAGGACGGUUAGGGAGGAGUUUAUGUGUGCUUUUAAGGAGGAAAUGGAGGUUGCCAAGCGGUUGGAGAAGGUGCAGAAGGCGAUAGAAGGGUCGGUGGAUGAUUUGGAGUUGAUGGGGAGGCUCUUGGAUGAGUUUGAUUUGCUGCAGAGGCGGGCGCAGGCUGUCGAUUUGGAUAGUGUUGAUGUGAAGAUUAGUAAGUUGAUGCCGGAACUUGGGUUUUCGGUUGAGGAUGGGGAUAGGCUUGUUGCUUCGUUUAGUGGCGGGUGGCAGAUGAGGAUGUCACUUGGGAAAAUAUUGCUUCAGGAUCCAGAUUUGUUACUACUAGAUGAACCUACAAAUCAUCUUGAUCUAGACACGAUUGAGUGGCUUGAAGGUUAUCUUAGCAAGCAAGAUGUUCCAAUGGUGAUCAUAUCUCAUGACCGAGCUUUUCUUGACCAAUUAUGCACAAAAAUAGUGGAAACGGACAUGGGUGUUUCUAGAACAUUCAUUGGAAACUACUCGGACUACAUUAUUAGUAAGGCAUCAUGGAUUGAAGCUCAGUUUACAGCUUGGGAAAAGCAGCAGAAGGAAAUUGAACAUACAAGAGGCUUAAUCAGCAGGUUAAGUGCUGGUGCUAAUUCUGGACGCGCAUCUACCGCCGAAAAGAAGCUAGAAAAGCUUCAGGAGGAGGAACAAGUUGAUAAACCAUUUAUUAGGAAACAAAUGAAGAUUAGAUUCCCUGAGCGCGGAAGAAGCGGAAGAGAAGUUGUGACGAUAAAAAAUCUUGACUUUAGCUAUGAAGACAAGGUUCUGUUUAAAAAAGCUAACAUAAUAAUUGAAAGGGGUGAGAAAAUUGCAAUAAUUGGGCCAAAUGGUUGUGGAAAGAGUACCCUGCUCAAGUUGAUUAUGGGCAUACAGAAGCCAGAUAGUGGUGAAGUAAUUCUUGGCGAGCACAACGUGCUCCCAAACUACUUUGAGCAAAAUCAGGCAGAGGCUCUUGAUUUAGAAAAAACAGUGCUUGAUACUGUAGCGGAAGUUGCAGAAGAUUGGAGAAUCGAUGAUAUAAAGGGACUCCUUGGACGUUGCAAUUUUAAGGCCGAUAUGCUUGAGAGGAAAGUCUCUCUAUUGAGUGGUGGUGAAAAGGCGCGACUUGCAUUUUGUAAGUUCAUGGUUAAGCCUUCAACUUUACUGGUGUUGGACGAGCCAACUAAUCACUUGGAUAUACCUUCAAAAGAAAUGCUUGAGGAAGCAAUUUCGGAGUAUGAAGGAACUGUGAUCACUGUAUCUCAUGAUCGAUACUUCAUAAAACAAAUUGUGAACAGAGUUUUAGAAGUCAAAGAUGGAAAUUUGCAAGACUAUAACGGCGACUAUGAUUACUAUCUUGAGAAGAACCUCGACGCAAGAGAAAAGGCGCUUGAAAGAGAAGCUGAGCUAGAGGACAAGUCUUCUAAAGCAAAAGCCAAAUCCAAGAUGUCAAAGGCGGAACGAGAAGCUCGCAAGAAGCAAAAGAUGCAGGCAUUUCAGCAGGCAAAACAGAAAUCAAAGGGAUUGAAAAAUUCUAAAAGAUGGAACUGAAGAAGCCAGCCAAGCCAAACUGUUGUUGAUUUGUACAUAUUAUAUGCUCUAUAUUUAUACUACAGGAACAAAUUAUCCAUCUUACAAGCCCAUGGUGUUUUGUUAGUGGGUGAAACAGGAAUGUUAUCUUCUUAAUCAUCUUAUAAUAAUUUUCAUUUAUUCA